AUGGAAGGAUCCUCAGAAUCCAAAAUGCAACUGCUCCUUCAACAUAUUCGCACCUUUCCGGACUUUCCUAAACAGGGCAUUAUGUUCAGGGAUAUAUGUCCUAUCCUGAAGGAUCCAACUGCCCUAACAGCAGUUAUUGACUUGUUUGAAGAACAUGUGGUCAAGAAAAACUGGAAGGUCGAUCUCAUUGUAGGAUUGGAUGCUCGUGGUUUCCUGUUUGGGCCCCUCCUUGCCCAGCGGCUGGGAGUUGGGUUUGUCAUGGUCAGGAAGAAAGGAAAGCUGCCUGGUGCCACUGUGUCUGUGGCAUAUGAUUUGGAAUAUGGGAAGGCUGAAGCAGAGAUCCAAGAGGAUGCAGUAAAACCAGGGCAGAAAGUGUUGCUUAUUGAUGACCUUCUAGCUACUGGAGGUACUCUGUUUGCAGCUUGUGAACUAAUGAAGAAACAGCAUGCGGAUAUUCAAGGCUGCUUGGUCGUUAUAGAACUUCUUGAAUUAAAAGGCAUUGAGAGACUGAAACCAUACAAUGUAUUCUCUCUGGUUCAGUACUGA
Messenger RNA from Nerophis lumbriciformis (worm pipefish), 546 nucleotides. Lineage: Eukaryota; Metazoa; Chordata; Actinopteri; Syngnathiformes; Syngnathidae. The record is from RefSeq and is a predicted model, not a curated record.